Messenger RNA from Thunnus maccoyii (southern bluefin tuna), 2512 nucleotides. RefSeq names its product inositol 1,4,5-trisphosphate receptor interacting protein. Gene Ontology annotation, cellular component: membrane. The record is from RefSeq and is a predicted model, not a curated record. The transcript has 2 exons. Lineage: Eukaryota; Metazoa; Chordata; Actinopteri; Scombriformes; Scombridae. The coding region runs from base 197 to 1810 and encodes 537 amino acids.
CACUUUCAGGAAAUGUGUAAGAAAAAAGCUGUGAAACUGUUCCCUCGAUGUUGGCAGGAUGUUCGCAGGAGUUCAUGAAGCAGGAGAGCCCGCCACAUGAGGUCUAUCAUCAUGCAGGCAACCAGAGAGCAGAGCAAAGGAUUUGAGCUGGACGUCUUCAAGGUGCUUAAACGUGAAUGGUAGAGACUAGCCGAAGAUGCAGGGGGCCAUCGCACGAGUGUGUGUGGUGGUGGCGGCUGCCAUAUUAAACCAUCCCUUGCUCUUUCCCCAAGAGAACACCACACUUCCAGACCAGGACGAGGAGCUGAUGACUCGCAUGCGUGAGCACGAGGAGAGGCUGGAAAUGGAGCAAGCCAAGCUGGAGAAGGAGCUGUCAGAGUUGGACUCGAACCAGGAAGAAACUAGGUUGGAGGAAGGUUACAGUUGGUACUUCUGGAGUGCUUUUUCCUUCGUCAUAUUCUUCACCAUUGAGAUGUGCAGGGCGGACUCUGCUGACACAGAAAUCCGGCCAGUUGAUGAUGAAGACAUAUUUUCAGAGAGUGAAUCCGUCAGCCCAAGCACAAUGGUACUAGACAAGGAUAUUCUGAGCAACUUCUGUGACAAAUCCACCUACAUUUCAGCCCAUGAAAACUGGAGGGUCAGAGAGUUUGUUGAGGGUUUUGCUGAUGAUUUGCUUGAAUCGCUGAGGAGCGUUUGUGACAGGGAGGCAGACAUGGAAGUUGGGGACUUUGUCGGGAUUGGAAGCAUGUUCGAGUCUUGGAAGGUGUGCAAGCCUCUGAUGUGCGACCUCAUUGUGCCUUUCUCACCUCCGGAUCCGUUCUCCUUCCAAUUCAAUCUGUGGUGCAGUCCGUCCAGCGACAUUCCUCCAGACAUGCAGGGUUGUGGCAUGAUAAAGGUGACCAGGUUUGGGGAGAAUGAGGGGGGCUGUCUCUGUGGCUCUGCUAACCUUGGGGAGGACAUGCUUUGUCUGUUGCAUAGUAGAAAUGACGCGCUCAUGGUGGACCGCAGCCCUGAUGAGCUGCUGUGCUCCAAGAACACACCUUACUUGGCCAAAGAUCAAGUCAUGAAGUGGUUUCAGAUCUCCGUAACCAAAGCGUGGGGACGCAUCUCUCACAAAUAUGACUUUGAGGUCACUUUUCGCAACCUGGAUGCCGCCGGUGCUUUGAAGAUCAGAUUCCGUUCAGGGAAGGUCAUUGUGAUGAACAUCAUACCAGUUGUUCAGCUAGAGGAUACAGAUGCUUAUUUUGUUUCACACUUUCCAUCAGAUUGCGGCAGCCCUCCAGACCCAUACUGGCCCCUCUCUUUUGCUGUCUAUGAAAGGAAUUUGCUGAAACAUUUCGCUAAACGCCUACCACAAAAUUCCUGUCACUUGCACUGCCUUCAGAUUGUUACUUUCCUACACAGAAAGCAGACAGGGCUCACAGGAAAAAGUGCUCUGACUAACUAUCACUUUAAGACUGCUCUGUUGCACCUGUUGCUGAGUAAAAAGCCCUCGUUGUGGGGCAUUGAGAGUGUUGAACGCAGGCUUCGGGAUGUGCUCAGCUUCAUGCAGAGGAGCCUCGAGGAGAAGAGACUGCAUCACGUUCUGAUCGGGAACAGCAAAGUGCCAAACGAGCUCCACGUUCCUGAGAUAGUUCGUAAAGCAGAGCCCAUCAAUCUGUUCAGGUCGCUGGUGUUGCAGAGGGACCUUUAUGCAACAACAGUCAGACAUUUCCAGGAGAUGUUGAGAAAUUCAACUGUGCUCAUACAAGAGUACACACCUCUAUUGUUAAAUGGAGGAGUACACCACAGCCUAGAUGAAAGUCUGUAAGCAUUGACCACAUUGACUUAUUUAUAGCACUAGCAGUUCUGUACAUAUUCUGUUACUAGAAAUAAUGUUACUGAUAGUUGCACCUGAUACACAGGAAGGUGCACAUAAAACCGUUAUUUUGCUUAUGGCUGAUUAUCUAGAUAUGUAGUAGUUUUGCUCUAGCUGCUUUCUUAAACAAGACACAAGAUAGCCAGUGUAUUAAUAUCCAGUCAAUACAUUAUAUUUGUUCAGCUUUGCAACAGAGUUCAUGUAAAGUUUGCUCUGCUUUGUAAAAUCUAGUAGCAAAACGGUGCAUAUCUUACAAUAUUUGACAGGCAUAUCAUAUACCGGUGUAUGGAUAUUUUUUCAAAAAUCAUUUUGAAGGACUGUUCCUGAAUCUUACAAGUCAUGAUGCUUGUUUUAGAAGCACAACCUGGAGGAGCACUUAUCAAAUCUACAAGAAUUAGCAACAAGUCGUUUACGGAUCAUAAUUUCACCAUUCACAUGAAAAAGACACUUUUUCAUAUUGGGGAAAUGGGUAACAGGAAUACCUCAUAUUAAGCCAGUCUAUACAGGAAUCCUUUACUGAACAGUAUUGCACUGUUGUUUGUUUUCAUUCAUACUGUUGCAAAUCUGAUGGCAGCUAUUACUUUGUAAUGUUCAGUUCUACUCUCUUAUUUUUUUAUUGCUCAUUAAAAAGCACAUUUGACCUUUUUAGAUUUC